This is a messenger RNA of Cimex lectularius (bed bug), 2078 nucleotides long. RefSeq lists its product as uncharacterized. The record is from RefSeq and is a predicted model, not a curated record. Bases 124 to 1314 code for a protein of 396 amino acids. NCBI's taxonomy places the organism in Eukaryota, Metazoa, Arthropoda, Insecta, Hemiptera, Cimicidae. Gene Ontology annotation, biological process: clustering of voltage-gated calcium channels; neuromuscular synaptic transmission; neuron-neuron synaptic transmission. The transcript is spliced from 5 exons. Gene Ontology annotation, cellular component: presynaptic membrane.
ACAAAUUUAGUAAAUAUUUGCAGACAGAGUGGUUGAAUAGUCCAGUAGAUUGUCUGUUAUGAAGGGGGGAUUUAAAGAGAGGGGAGUGCUGGAAUAUUGUUGUCCCCCAGAUUCUGCUUGAGGAUGCGUGGGAGCACAGCAGGGAUAUCGGACGGUCUCAAGGGUAGUUCUCACAUCCACUAUUUAUUUCUAACCACUUUGGACCACUUGAUAUCCUCAGUAAUAAUUUCUCCUCUUGUCAUCAGCUACUGGAGAGGAACUUGGGGAAGUAUGGAUUAUUUUGUAUUUUCCAAAAACCCUCGUUAUAGCAGUGCUGUAUCCAUUGUGGUCGGGUACUUAGGCACUAUGCUUUUCACUGUAACCCAGAAGUACCACAGAAAAAUUCUCCACCCAGAUCUUCACUGGCUCAGUUAUUAUUUUGUUUCAAGAGUGUAUACGGCCUGUUUUGGCUUGAUAUGUGUAAAUUCAUGGCGUGGUGUUUGGAUGGCCUUAGAUCUGUAUACAAGUGUCGAUUCAAAAACUGUCGCAUCCAUCACCUUUAUAAGUGUAAUUCUUCUUGCUGUGUCUCACACGCUUAGAAAUGUUUCAGCAUCACCUUUCACAAUUGUAACCGAUAGAUAUGAAGGAUAUUUUGAUGUACCCACACUUCUGCAAUCGGGAACAGAAAACCUUUGGAUGUACAUUCUCGACUGCACGUAUUCCAUAUGUGUGGUCGGGACGUUAGUCGUUUUUGUUUGGAGAGGGGCUUGGUGUCUUCUCGACAUGUUCCUCUACCCGAGUCAGCCGGAGAUGUCCGCCUGGGCGUCAUUGGGAAUAGGAUACAGCCUGGUGUUGGUCUCUUUCGGUCUUCAGCCGGCAAUGAAGUACUUAGCGAAAGUCCUGACCGGCGUCUGGAGGCUCAUUGCUGUCGAUGUGUACCUUCUAUUCUCUUUCUGCGGGAUGAUUAACGUCUGGCGUGGAAUUUGGAACCUGCUGAACGUCUACUUUCUCCCUGAUAUGCCACAUCUGAGUAAUAUUUUAACGCACGCGUUCAGUUUCCUACUACUCGUUCUCAUUAACAGUUCCAACUCAAUUUUAGUCCGAGGAGUGUACGUCGACGCUCAAGAAGAUGGGGAACAAUGCGUCGACUUCCCAUGUUAUUACAUCAGACUAUUCUUUCAGUCCCGCCAGAAGAAGAAGUUCCUCAGCGAGUCCGAGAAGAAUCUCAAAGAGAGGCGGAAAAGCGAAGCGGCCGAAACUCUGAUUCAGAUGGGUGCUGAAAAAACGGUGAUAGUCGUCCCCAACCAUACAGACGCCAUCACCAACGCCGUAUGACGCCAUCUCAAGGGUUUCACAUAACUGGACAAUUUUAAUUUAUUGUAAAUACUCGGACCCUGUGUGAUCGCUCGUUAGAACCCAUCGGCGACCGGCAACGGUCCAUCGUGAUUUAAGAAGGCAUUUGCUUAGCAUUAGCUGUUAGUUGGACCCUUCCUGCCUUCUGUGGAGGAGAGAAGCGGCCCAAUUGUUUCAUUGUCAAGGAUCGUUGACCAACGUCCGACUAAUUCUUCACCAUGCUUUUUUGCAUUUAAUAAACAACCAACCGGAUUAACAGUUGUAAAGGCACUUUUAUGUUUAUUGUUCUGCAGACAAUUAUCAUAAGGUAAAAUGUCUAAGAUUAAGAAUAAUUUCCAGUUUAUGUGUGAAUAUUAAAAAACAAUAUAUUUAAUCAAAAUUGCAGAGAAAGAGUUUUAAAAUCCAUUUAAACGAUUAAUUUUAUAAAAUAUCAAAGUGAUCAUUUAAAUUAUUAUGAUUUAAAUAUUUUUCGGUCAUUUACUAUUAUAUUAUAUUAUAGUAAAAAAUUGGUAUUACCUAUCACGGAUUUAUAUUAUUUUGUUAUAAUUUUUCUUUUGAAAAAUCCAUUAAAAAUUUUAAAAAACAACUAUAAAUAUUUUGUGUUUUACAGAAAAUCAUUUCUAUUUUCAGAUUUGGUUUGAAAGAAUUGAGUUUUAACUUUUAGCUAGGAAGAGAAAAAAAGAAAAAAUAUCGUCAAAAUUGUAUAACAAUAGAUGAAUAAAACGUCAGGCUAAAAUUACCCGAAA